UCCAUCCACCUAUGAAGUUGUGUUUAAUAUAUAUAUACACAACACCAUUUCAAAGUAUUUUAAUACUUAUCAAAACAUUAACAAAAUGCAGCUGAUUACUAUCCUUCUCAUCUGUGUAUCGUUUUUUACGAUCGCCAACGCCCUGGAGUGUUAUGUGUGCAAAAAUCAAGAAGGAAAUAAAGAAAAAUGUCUGAAUACUAUCAAAACUUGUGAACAAGGCGAAGAUGCCUGUUUAACAGAAAUUAGGUGGGGAAGUACACCAUACUGGAAUCAAGGAGCAAAAAAGCAGUUUUAUAUUUCUAAACGCUGUUCUACCAAAAAAGAGUGUGAAAAAAUUCGGCGCAAUAAUAUGGCAGAUUGCUCUCAUAUAUGGUACGAAGAUUGGAAAUGCUCUGAAUGUUGUCAAGGGGAUCGAUGUAAUUACUACAUCAUUUCUGGAAGUAACAAAUUAGCAUCAACUUUAAUGACUAUGCUGUUACCAGUUAUUGUUCUUUGCAGUUUACAAUAAACAAGGAAUUGAGUUUAUUACUCAUACUUUAUUUGAAAGCUAGAAAUUAUUUAAUGAACUAUGGCUAAUGAGUUUAAAUCUUGCUCAAGUUAAUACUCGUAAUUGAAAUGUUCUCAGAAUUCUUUUCAAGACAACUGAAGGAUGCAUACGAGAUAGUAGGAUUUUUGCUUUUGCCUUUGAUGUUUCUGAAACUACCAUUGUUUUAAUUAACAAAAUUAGUUAUUUUACAGAUAAUAUAUAUUCUGUAAAGUUUUAAUGUGUAAGAACUUUAUGAAAUCAUAGAAAUAAUCUGAACAGAUUAGUUAUUUUUACAUUUUACAGAACUUUAAUUAUUACUUAUUUCAAUUUUGUCAUUCGUUCAAAAAUAAUUACCAGGUUUUAUUAUGAAUUUUUGUAUGAUUACAAAAACCAGUAUUAUUGCAUUGUUGAAGAAAUUUAAAACACAUUCAAUAAUCAUGUUCAGAUUAUUAAUAUAACCAAACUCAAAAUAAAUUUUGACCACAUUAUAUUUCAUAGGUAUAACUAAAUUUAUAGCAAGUAUUGACUUUACAAUUAAAAAUAUUGUAUUAUAUCAGCUCCGUCCAGAUAUUUCAAAGUUUACUAAAAAUUAAGUAUGUGUUUUGAUUUUAAAUUGUGAGUAAAGCAAGUGAAAAGUAAGCUUUUGUGCAUUCCUCUCAAUCUCCGUCCAAUUAUUAUGGUUGUGAAUGCACUGAAAGUUUGUUGAUAUAAGCAGAAAUAAAAAUAUUUCCAGAACUUUUUGCAUGGGAAAAUUGAAUAUCACUGUACACACUCUUAAGCAUUACCACUUUAAGGAUAAUUUAUAUUUAUGUGUUAUACAUUAAAUUGUACAAACUGCUAUACAUAUUUGUAAAGAAAUGAUUAUCAUAAUACAUUUUUAUAAAACAGA
Molecule: messenger RNA, 1415 nt
Organism: Trichogramma pretiosum
Lineage: Eukaryota; Metazoa; Arthropoda; Insecta; Hymenoptera; Trichogrammatidae
Product: phospholipase A2 inhibitor and Ly6/PLAUR domain-containing protein
Exons: 4
Coding region: 86-508 (140 amino acids)
Source: RefSeq, a predicted model, not a curated record